CGGCCCGUUCCUUUCCUUCCUUCCUCGCCCGAGCUGCCCACGCUUCCCUGCAUUAUUGCCCCUGCCCUGCCGUGCCGGACCGGACCGCGCGCGCAGUCCCGCACACUGCCGUUCGCUGGCUGCUCCUGCUCGGCUGCUGCAGCUGCGCCUCCUCUUCCUCCUCCUCGUGCAGACGCUCCCCGCUUGCCCCCACCUGCUCCCUCCCUUCCCGCUUCCCCUCCCUCGCGACACAUCCCGGUUUAUACAUAACCGCCGCGCUCAUCUCAAGCUAUCCUCAGUCUCCACUGGCCCCUCUCUAGCGGUCUAGCCUAGCUAAGCUACUGGACCUAGACGUAGAAGGUUCGAGUAGCGCAUUGGUAAUAUGGGGGAGGCGCCGAGGCCCAAGUCGCCGCCCAAGUACCCGGACCUGUGCGGCCGCCGGCGCCUGCAGCUGGAGGUGCAGAGCCUCAACCGGGAGGUCGGCUUCCUCGAGCAAGAGCUACAGGGACUUGAACGGAUGCAGCCGGUCUCGAGGUGUUGCAAAGAUGUCAACGAAUAUGUCGGUGCAAAGACGGACCCACUUAUACCAAUAAACAAAAGGAAACACAGAUCUUGCAGUCUCUACCGGUGGAUCAGAUCGAAGCUGUGCACCUGCUUUUCGUGCCUGUGCUGCUGGUGCCGAUGCCUGCCCAAGAGACCAAGCUGCUUCACCUGUUCGUGCUGCUCCUGCGGCGACACGUCGUGCUGUACACCGAGCUGCAGCUGCCUGAACAAGACCCCUUCAUGCUGCAAACCCCAAUGCGGCGGCGGCAGCUCCGAUUGCUGCAGCCUUCCCAGCUGCUGCGACUGCAAGACACAUUGCACAGGCUGCGGCGAUUGCCAUUGCCAGCCGCAGUGCUGCUGCAAGCCGAGCUGCUCGUGCUCUUUGCCCAGCUGCUGCUGUAGCCUCUCCUCCGGCAGCAGCUGCGGCUGCGCCGAGAAGUGCUCCUGCACGCCGUGCUUGGGCUGCCUGGGAGUCUUCUUCGAGCGGUGCCUCAGCUGCCGGUCGUCGUGCUGCAAGGGGCAGCAGCCGUCCUGCUGCAAGUGCCAGCUUUCGUGUUGCGAGGGAGAUGAGUCGUCGUCGUGCUGCGGCAGAGGGGCGUGUGACUCGUGCAAGUCGUGCUUCGGCGCGCCGUCGUGCCCGGAGUGCUCCUGCGGCUGCGUGUGCUCCUGCCCGAGGUGCAAGGGGGGGUGCCGGUGCCCGUCGUGCGGCAACCCGUGCGGUGCCGGGGGAUGCUUGUGCUAGACUCAGAUCGUCUCUUUAAUCAUCGCGUGGCUGCUAAGUAGUCUUCGUUUAAUUUGUGCUUAACUACUAGGCCUUUGGUUUGCGUAAAUCUUUGCUAUAGUAUAUGGGACUUCUUGCCUUCUUGGUAUUACUUACUGUAAAGAGCUAACUGUGGCGCCAAAGUGCUAGGAUCAAAUGAAACUGCGACUUGUAGCCAACAGAGGAGAUGCCCCGGCUCACGGAUGGAGUUAACUUCUUCGUUUUGUUCGGGAGGCCAAGGGUGCGGGACGGUU
This is a messenger RNA of Brachypodium distachyon (stiff brome), 1536 nucleotides long. Its product is annotated as keratin, ultra high-sulfur matrix protein. The record is from RefSeq and is a predicted model, not a curated record. Bases 362 to 1264 code for a protein of 300 amino acids. The transcript is spliced from 5 exons. Lineage: Eukaryota; Viridiplantae; Streptophyta; Magnoliopsida; Poales; Poaceae.